This is a messenger RNA of Alternaria ethzedia, 2043 nucleotides long. RefSeq lists its product as uncharacterized. NCBI's taxonomy places the organism in Eukaryota, Fungi, Ascomycota, Dothideomycetes, Pleosporales, Pleosporaceae. Gene Ontology annotation, biological process: proteolysis. Gene Ontology annotation, molecular function: serine-type endopeptidase activity. The transcript is spliced from 6 exons. Bases 1 to 2043 code for a protein of 680 amino acids. The record is from RefSeq and is a predicted model, not a curated record.
AUGGAUAUAGACGCUGAGAAUAAUCCUGCGCUUGAGCGAAGGGAAACCGACCCUCCUGUCGAGCAACAGAUCAACACCUUAACAAGUCCCGCAUUGACCAGUGACCACUUGCCGCGACAUGAGCCGCAAGACCGCGAUAUCACUGCCGUUCAUGAGAACGCAGGCGAGAGUGAUAGCCACGAACCUCCUGGGAAUCGGCAAGGACACAUCAUCACCCGUCGAGAUGUGGUCGCUUACAUUGCUGUGGUCAAGGAUGACUAUGACAUUGAGAAGUUCCGAGACUUCUUGAAGACCAAAGCGGAAGACGGCAAUGACAUCUACCAGAUCGGUCCGGAUAACAAGAUCCUCGGAUACGGGAACGUUACUUUGACUCCAAGUUCGAAAGCCGAUGUAGAGAAAUACGAAGGCACUCUCGGUCUGCUGGAUGAUCUUCCCGUGACAUUCCAUCGAGCCGUGCCAACGAAAAGCGCGUCUCUUGAAGUUCACCCGAGCGCCUAUCCAUACGAGAACAGCGGCAAACUCUCACGCAGAGCAUUGAAAUGGAAGGCCCAAUAUCCCGCGGACGAAGCUUUGGUGAUGGAUAGUGAGUAUGAUGGUGGCACCCAGACACUCGACUUCGUAUACCCUGAGAACCCUGGUCAGGGAAUAUAUGUCUACGUGAUCGAAUGGGGCAUUCAGAUCAGGGUCAGGAAUCCUGACGAUGAGCGAGAAUUCAAGACAGACAACGAUCGUGUCCUACAAACUACGAGGUCUCUUCAACGGCAUGCGAGUCCAGACACAGACGACAAUACUGUCAAGCCAUCUCACGGAACCCAGGUCGCUUCAAAAGCUGUGGGCAAGAAGUACGGGCUUGCGAAAGAGGCGACACUAGUGUCGACGAAGGUCAUGCCUAUAAGCGGAGAUUGGGAAAAUGCAAUGUGGCUGAUCGUGGAAGACAUCAAGAGGAACGACCGUGCGGCGAAGAGCGUUGUGACCACAUCCAUGGCCCUUGGUAAAGGGAUGACCGCCGAGGAAGCGAAGAACAAUAAACAAAGCCAGAAGCUGUACGGAAACCACCUCCGUGAACUAUCGAAUCUUGGUGUUCCGUUUGUGGCAAGUGCUGGAAACGACGCAACGGAUCCUAACCGGAAGCUGGUGGACCAACUUCCUAUGUUGCUUUCAGGUGAUGAUAUCCCUCUCAUCAUUGUUGGCGCUUCAGACUACGAUGGCAAGAAAGCCGACUUCUCGCAAGCCGGUCCACUCGUCACGAUUUAUGCGCCGGGUGUUGACGUUGAGUGCCAAACGAAGGAGGAUAAAAAAGGUGCAACUGUACAAGGGGCUUCAAUAGCUGCGCCUCAAGUUGCGGGCCUUAUAGCCACGUACUUGUCCUACGAAACUAAGCCUUGGGACGACACCAAGACUGGUGUCGAACGCGUGAAGGCCAUCCGAGAUUAUCUUACCAGUGAGAAAUCAAGUUGGGUGCGGGAUAGGGAUGAUCCCAACAGCGGCAUCCGUGUGAUUUGGAACGGGGCAGAUGCGGCCGCCCACGGGGAUGACGACGAUGACGAAAGCCCGAACGACUCUGAUCCACCUCCAUCGAGCCCUCCACCUCCGUCCAAACCAUCUCGCAAGAACAAAGCACUUUCAAUCAUCUUCCAAAGGUAUUUUGAUGGGGUCUGGACCGACAACUCCUGGUUGUUCUUCGAAAGCGAUUACGGCAAGUCUUCUGUAUGUCGCGAUGAAAAGCAAGCUACGAGAAGCGAACCAGCAGGAGACGAUUACGAUAUGGUCAAGAACCCUCCCUGGCCUGGAGGUACGUACGAGAUGAACGACCUCAUCGACGGCGUCGAAUGCGACUAUCUCAACGAUGGAACCAAUCCUGGAUCUCUUUGGUGUCAAGAUUGGGAUGCGCCAUCUCCGGAGGACUCCGAAGGCCCUUUGCCUAAGGACCUAGAGAUCAAGUGCAAAGAGGAGGAGGUGAGAUGGAAGAGUGAAGCUGAGAGCUGUUCGCUUGGACCGCUCAUAAACAGAGACCACCAUGCCGUCGUUACGUGUGACUGGUAG